Molecule: messenger RNA, 2474 nt
Organism: Hyposmocoma kahamanoa
Lineage: Eukaryota; Metazoa; Arthropoda; Insecta; Lepidoptera; Cosmopterigidae
Product: endoplasmic reticulum metallopeptidase 1-like
Exons: 17
Coding region: 177-2441 (754 amino acids)
Biological process (GO): proteolysis
Molecular function (GO): metalloexopeptidase activity
Source: RefSeq, a predicted model, not a curated record
GGUACCAUUAUCAGUCCGAAUGGUCCGAAUUUAGUGUGAUUUCUAGCUUAAUCCUGAAUGUAUGUCUAUUAUUUAUCUUUAAAGCAGUGAUUUUUACAAAUCGAUGAUCGUCAUUACGUAAUUUGAAUCUUUUAGUAGAGUUAUUUUUAGUAUAGUUUUUGAUAUUUGUUUCUAACAUGGAAACUACUGUUAAAGUUGAAAGUUAUAAUCGAAAAAGACCGCUUACCGGGAGCCACGUAUACAGUGGGGUGCCGACGGUCGAGUACGAUGAAAAGCGUGAUGAAAAGCCCUGGCAGCGGGUGAUAUACGAAGUAACUAGGAAAGGCACUCAUUUGUAUGAGCCUGUUAAGUCAGUACCAGGGGCACUGUUAAUAGUGCUUCUAGGAGGAUAUAUGCUCUUGGCAUUUUUGACACAACUGGUGGAAGAUGACAUGCCUAGCGUGAUUAAUGAAAUGGACGUCGCCAGAGAUAACUACGUAACCUUCAGCGAAGAAACAGCAUUGCGGUAUUUGCACAUAAUCCAAGGCACUGAACCACGCGUAUCUGGGACAAGGUAUCACCUGCAAAAGACAAAGGACCUCAAGGAUCUUCUGGACUCCGUCGCGGCGCAGUCUAAUUUGAUCAGAACUGAUUGGCAGAUGGUUUCAGGCGACUAUUGGCUCUCAUUCACCAUACCAUACGUGAACAAGUACCAGAACGUAUCAAACGUUAUCGCUUUGUUGGAAGGCGAGAGUGGGUUCUUGCCCAAUGGCACCAUCGGGACUUCUUUACUGAUCAACUGCCAUUAUGACUCCGUUCCUUUUGCAUUGGGGACUUCGGACAAUGCCAUUUUCUGCGCAGUGAUGAUGGAAACUCUGAGCAAGUUGUCGCGGCGUUCACAAAAACUCAGACAUAAUGUUAUAUUUUUAUUUAACGGUGCAGAAGAAAAUCCUUUACAAGCUAGCCACGCUUUCCUGAAACACCCUUGGGCUCGUGGUGUGACCAACGUAGUAAAUUUAGACGCUGGCGGUAUGAAUGGAAAGCCAAUUAUUUUUCAGGCAUCAGACUCUCGACUGUUGAGGGCAUACAAGCGCGUAGUAAAUCGUCCGAGCGCCCAAAGCGUAGGAGAGUUCAUGUUUGCAAACGGCAUUAUUCCUUCCGAUACUGAUUUUAGAAUUUGGAGGGAUUAUGGAAAUUUUCAUGGCAUCGACAUCGCCUUCGUGAAGUGGGGCCACGUGUACCACACGCGCUACGACCGCACUGAUAUGGUGAGGACCGGCGUCAUCCAGAACGCCGGCAACAUGCUGCUGGCCCUCGUGCCCGAGGCCGCUAAUAACGCGGAGCUGGAGAACAAGAUUGAGCCGGCGUCUGGCGUGUACUUCGACUACCUGAACUGGUUCCUGGUGUCGUACUCGUUCGGGGCGUCGGUGGCCGUGGACCUGCUGGUGGCGAUUUUCGCCGGCCUCAGUGUCGCCUACUACGUGUGGCUCGUCGGACCCAGAAUGUCAACUGUGCAAGAGUUACUGUUUGCGGUAUUAGGGCGAUUACUUUCAAUGCUGGCCGGAAUAGUGGUCGUUGCUAUUUUCGUGCCCAUCAUGGUCGCCACUACCAUUCAACUUAGGUACCUGACGCAACCCUGGUUGGUAGUCCCUAUGUACUGGAUGCCGUACAUCAUCACAGCCGUCUGCGUCGCACAGGCCUUCGACGCCUGGAGGACCAAGAGGAGUGGCCUGAACCGCUGCAUCCGUACAAUGCAAGCUCAAGCCGCGACAAGAUUAAUUCUAGCUUUCAUACUAUUUAUUAUGACAUGCAUACCAAGUACGGUGACAUUGCGGUACUUCAUCACUGUUCCCUUAUUCAUCAUUUCGACCAUGUCUCUGGUGUCUUUGACUGUUAUAAGAUACGUUCGAUUGCAAGCGUGGCAGCACCUGCUGAUGGAGGCGCUGUGGUCGCUGCCGUCCACGAUGUUCGUGCUGACGCUGGCGCUGCGCUUCAACGCGCUGAUGCUGCCGGUGGCGGGGCGCAACGCCUCCGACACGCCCGACUACUUCAUCGCCAUCCUCAACACGGGCCUGGCCGUCGUGCUGGUUUGCACUGUCUCGGGCAUCGAACUGCUAUUCUCCCGCAAGCGCCUGUGGAUGGUAGUAGCGCCCGUAGCCAUCACCUCCAUAGUGCUCAUGUUCAUUCCCUUCAACCCCUACCAGGACGACGGGCCUUCUGUGCAGAGGCAUUACUGGUUUCACUCGGAAAUAAUAUCGUACAAUUACACCGGCUCGCAAACGGAACGCGUAGCGGGUCUCGUGGUGACGAAGCACGACGCGUACUCCACGGCGAGGGUGCUGCCGGCGCUGAGGGAGAACGGCAUCAACGUGGAGGCCCGCACGGACUUCCGCGACGACUGCCAACGACACGUACAUUGCAAUUUGCCGCUCUUUAGGGUGCGGUUUGGGCCCGAUCUGUGAGUAUUUUGUUUCUAAUAUUUUUUGGACGAAUUC